Molecule: messenger RNA, 1456 nt
Organism: Amphimedon queenslandica
Lineage: Eukaryota; Metazoa; Porifera; Demospongiae; Haplosclerida; Niphatidae
Product: solute carrier family 25 member 46-like
Exons: 8
Coding region: 265-1320 (351 amino acids)
Biological process (GO): mitochondrial fission; mitochondrial membrane fission
Cellular component (GO): mitochondrial outer membrane
Source: RefSeq, a predicted model, not a curated record
CAGUUGAGGCUCAUGGAAGGGAAUCCUCACCUGUUGAUGUUAAAUCAUCGUCAGGACGACACGUGACUCUUGAUAGAAUCGAAGAAAAGAUUAAAUCUUUUGUGGCUGACAAUUUUUGGGAAUAUCGCUCUUUAUUCAAAAUUCACAAAAAUAAAAUCUACAAAGAUCAAUUUAAUACAGUUCAACAUAGCCAAAAGGCAGAAGAUUGUGAAAAUUAAAACCAUAAAAUAGAUUUUUUGGAUGAUUUUGUAACAUCUUUGGGCUAUGAUAAUUUCUCGCUAUACGGUAUAUAAUUACCAAGUAUUGUUUACUCAUUAUUUUGUUAUCCUCUUGUUUGUACAUGUAGGUGUGGAUCACAUAAUAUUUGGAGCUAAGUUCUUACUUCACAGUUGUGUGACAUAUCCAUUUACUGUAUUCAGUCGCCAGUGUCAGGCGAUUCCAUAUUAUGCAGUAGGUCCAUUGUAUGCUGCCCCUGGGAUGACACUGUAUGUCAUGAACAAGAUUACAAGUUCACAGGGACUCUUAAGUUGGUGGCGUGGUUUCAAGGCUAGUGUCAUUUGUCUCUUAGGGCGACCAUUUGCUGCAGCUGCUCUUACUUGGAUUGCUGAAAGAAAGAGUCGGAGCAGAAAGGUUUCUGUGACAUGGAGCAGACUAAGGUCUUACCUCAUUUGUCUUGUUGUUAAUGGAUUAUCAUACACAGUGUGCUUGCCAUUAACUUCUUUUAUUUUGAUGGAAUCUGUUCAAAAUACACAGCAAAGGACAUACCAGCCUGACUAUUAUGGUUUCAGAGAAUUCACACUAGAGCGACCAUUGCUGAUAAGUAAUGACCCCAGUAAAAGACUCUCCUUCCUACAGCUAGUAGUGCCUACUGUUGUAACUAGCGUGUUCUGUGACAUUUUAAGAGAGCAAGUAUUAAAACUAGUCACUCAGUUUCCUCCACUAAAGAGGGUCCAGUCUUCAAAAUCCCAUCACCUCUCACCUCGUAGUCUCUUGAAACAACUCUGGGCCUCUUACAUCAGCUCGUUUGUAGUUGAUAUGGUCACGUAUCCUUUAAGAACUAUUGUAUUACGACUACACCUACAGGGGCUACCCGUAUUAGUGGAAAACGUUGAGACAGGCAUUAGUGUUAAUUUUGUGACUACAUUUUACACAGGACCCAUUGACUGUGCUCAAGGGAUAUGGGAGGCUGAAGGGUUCACUGGAUUCUAUAAAGGAUUCUCCUCAGUGUUGCUGCAAUACUCAUUGUAUGGCUUGUUCCUAGUGAUAGUAUGGAGGGGGAUCCAACAAUGGGAAAGAUUAAAGGAUAAUAAUAGAAAAUGAUUUUAGUUCAUUAAUACCUAUGUAAUUAUUAUUAUUAAUUACUAUAGUAUGGAAAAUUAAUAGUAUUUAACUUAAUUGUUAUUAUCAUUGCACAGCAAAAUUUUAAGUUUUUAAGAUAAUUUAGGACACAUACAAA